AUGCAAGGGUGUCUAAAGAAGAAGAUAAGGGGAAAUGAGUAGUAGCAUUUGGGCUGGUGUUGGUCCUUCAAGCAUGGCGGAAGUGAAGCAACAGCACUCCGUCCUCCUCCGUCGGGGUCUCUCUUCCGACAACCACGCCAUGUCACGCAUCUUCACCUUCUGCUCCCUCUCCAACCACGGCGACAUAAACUACGCUCUCAAACUCUUGGCCACUCUCCCCAACCCCGACACCUUCCUCUACAACACUCUCUUCAAAGCCUUCAACACCUCUCCCUCUCUCUCACUCUCCCUCUACUCCCACAUGCUCCAACGCUCCCUCCUCCCCAACGCCUUCACCUUCCCCCCUCUCCUCAAAUCCUCCUCCAACCUCCACCAAACCAAGCAGCUUCACGCUCACAUAAUCAAAUUCGGCUUCGCCUCCCACAUCGCCGCGCUCAACAACCUCGUCCACGUCUACUUCUUAUUUGGCUCCUUCCACGAUGCUCGGAGAGUCUUCCACACCAUUUCUCAUCCCGAUGUCGUGUCUUGGACCACCCUCGUUUCGGGCUAUUCUCUCUGGGGACACGUGGACGAGGCUUUUCGCCUCUUUCAACUCAUGCCUUGCAAGAAUUCCGUCUCCUGGAACGCUAUGAUUUCGUGUUUUGUUAAGAACAACCGUUUUCCUGAGGCGUUUGAGUUGUUUAGGAGAAUGAGAGAGGAGGGGGUGGAGAUGGAUAGGUUCGUGGCGGCUACCAUGCUCUCUGCGUGCACGGGAGUGGGAGCAUUGGAGCAAGGGAAGUGGAUACAUGGUUAUGUUGAGAAAGCUGGGAUUGUGUUGGACUCAAAGCUUGGUGCUACUAUCGUUGACAUGUAUUGCAAGUGUGGCUGUUUGGAUGAGGCUUUUCGUGUGUUUUGUGGGUUGAAAGUCAAAGGACUUUCUUCAUGGAAUUGCAUGAUUGGAGGGUUUGCCAUGCAUGGCAAAGGAAAGGAUGCUAUCAGCCUUUUUAGUUUGAUGGAGGAGGAAGCUAUGGUUGUGCCUGAUGGUAUCACUUUUGUGAAUGUACUCGCUGCUUGUGCUCAUUCAGGUUUGGUUGAGGAAGGGAGAUAUUACUUUCGUUACAUGGUGGAUGUUCGUGGCGUUGAGCCUGCCAUGGAGCAUUAUGGUUGCAUGGUUGAUUUGCUUGCAAGAGCUGGAAGGUUAGAGGAAGCAAAAAAGGUGGUGGAGGAAAUGCCUAUGAGUCCUGAUGCUUCUGUGUUGGGUGCACUUCUUGGAGCUUGUAGAAUCCAUGGGAAUUUUGAGUUAGGGGAGGAGGUGGGAAAGAGAGUGAUUGAGCUAGAUCCUGGGAAUAGUGGGCGUUAUGUGAUGCUAGGUAACAUCUAUGCUAGUUCUGGAAAAUGGGAACAAGUUGCUAGUGUGAGGAAGUGGAUGGAUGAGAGGGGAGUGAAGAAGGAACCGGGCUUUUCCAUCAUUGAAAUGGAGGGUGUGGUCAAUGAAUUUGUUGCUGGUGGGAGGGAUCAUCCUCUGGCUGAGACCAUAUAUGACAAGGUUUAUGAGAUGUUGGAAUCAAUUAGGGUGGUUGGUUAUGUUCCUGAUACAGAUGAUGUGUUGCAUGAUCUUGUUGAGGAGGAAAGGGAGAAUCCCCUGUUCUACCAUAGUGAGAAACUUGCAAUUGCUUAUGGUUUGUUGAAGACUAAACGAGGAGAGACCCUUCGUGUCACAAAAAAUCUAAGGGUUUGUAAAGAUUGUCAUCAAGCAAGUAAACUGAUUUCCAAGGUUUAUGGUUGUGAUAUAAUAAUAAGGGACAGGAACCGUUUCCAUCAAUUUAGUAAUGGAGAGUGUUCUUGUAAAGACUACUGGUAAUUACAAUUGUGAUUGGUUACCAAAUUUUUUUCUUCUUUUUUUAAUGUAUAAAAUCCUGUAAUCUCACGUGAAUCUAGAAGCAGCAUGCUUAAUAUAUGUCUAUGGAUCUAAUCAUAAGCCAUAAAAAUAUGUAUAUCUGCUGAAUAAUAAAACAUUCACAGUGAAUUGUAUUCGGGCACCAUAUCAGUAGCAACCAGCUUCCAUUGAUUAUUGUCUCUUCAAUAUUUAAAUACAUAGAGAACUAAAGCAAGAUGAAGAUUGUGCUAUAGACCAGUAAUGUUACAGGUUCGGAGUCUAAGUGUCUCCCUUGGAUUGAGUAAUGGGUUUGGGCACGUGAGAUGUGACAUUCCUUUCAUUUUUAGUUAAAACAAUUGUCUUGAAAUUGAUUUAUAUAAUUUUUUUACAUGUCUUAUAUUUAAUAUUUUUCUUUUGUUUUUCUUUCAUCUUUUUAAGCAUAAAAUUUGCAAGUAAGAAGCUUGCACACCUGUAUCUUAAUUUUGUUUAUUCACUUCAGCAACUGUUUAGCAUAACAGCCUAAGAAAUGUUGAGCCUUUCUAACUUCUAAAUUAUGAAAAUGUAAAGUUAUAUAAGUUAACUGCAUAGAGAACCAAAGGAGAAUGAAGAGAGUGCUUUCGACCAGUAAUCUUAUCCAUAAUUGAAUAUUAAGAGAAUUGAUGAUUUUUGGAAUGUGGAGGUGUAAUAACUCGUGAUCUUCUCUUAAGACCCGCAUUCUUCAAUUUCCCACACUGUUUUAUCAUUCAAAUUUAAUGCAUCAUCAGGUGGUGGAGUAUUGAAUAGGAAAGAACUCUUGAAACUUCUAAAGAUUUUGAGAGGGAACCCUAAGUUACAGCAGAGUAACAAAAUUUCUUUGAACUUCCGUGGCAACCACACAAAAUUGGUGUCUUUUCUAAUUUACUAUUAGUCAAAAUGAUUAGGCCUAUGCUGCAACAAAAUUAAAACGAGACAGUGUGAUUAUAUUGUAUUGCGCUUCCGUGAUCCAACAUUGAAACAAAGAACAAGAUUUCAUUGAGUGUAAGACAGAAAGGCUUGAAAGCACCAGUUAGAAGUCCCACAUUGCUGCGAAGAGGCAACAGCUACUUGAAGUUAUGUCAUAAAAGAAAUGUUGCAAGAUGAGCAUACUCAUACCUUUCUCGGCCUUUUGGCUAAGAUCAAGUGUAGUAUCUGUUCUUAUCAGUUUAAUAUCUGAUAUGUGGGCCAUUGGUCCACACGAUAUUAAAUUACUUUUUUGAAGGGGAGAGUCCAUCACAGUAGCUUGCUAUUGGGUCUCUCAGGUGUCGCCCUUGUGUUGCACUAUUGCAUGGGCCUGGCACACCCUACUUUACAGUCUCAAACAUUAGUUCUUUUAGUUGGGCCUAGUUCUUUUAGUUGGGCCUAGCACACCCUACUUUGCAGUUUCAAGCAUCUGUGCUUGUAGUUGGGUGUUGGGCCAAUGAAACUCCUGCAGAGUUAUCUAUUUGUAAUAAGUCUUUGUAAUAUUCUUUGGAUUGAAAAUAUUUUACUUGCAUAAUAUUUUAAGUGUACCUUUUAA
Messenger RNA from Cajanus cajan (pigeon pea), 3389 nucleotides. The record is from RefSeq and is a predicted model, not a curated record. Lineage: Eukaryota; Viridiplantae; Streptophyta; Magnoliopsida; Fabales; Fabaceae.